AUUGGAAAAGGAACUUUUCCUGAAAGUUUUCUUUCUCGGAAAAUUUUUUUUCCAUACUUUUUCGGGGAGGAAGGAAGUAAAAAGUCGAAGGACUAAACUGAAAUCCCGCGAAAGUUGAGGUACUUGCAGUGCAAUUUGCCCUAAGAAGAAGCAACGCGAACACACCUGUUGGAGAGUGGUUCGGCGAGAGGGGCGGCGCGGCGAUGGCGGCGGCGGAGAUCGAGUACGUGAGCUACGGGGGGGAGCACCACCUCCCCCUCGUCAUGUCCCUCGUCGACGACGAGCUCAGCGAGCCCUACUCCAUCUUCACCUACCGCUACUUCGUCUACCUGUGGCCUCACCUCACCUUCCUCGCGUUCCACAAGGGGAAGUGCGUGGGCACGGUGGUGUGCAAGAUGGGGGAUCAUCGCGGCACCUUCCGAGGCUACAUCGCCAUGCUCGUCGUCAUCAAAUCCUACCGAGGCCGAGGAAUCGCUACUGAACUUGUUACCAGAUCUAUUAGAGUGAUGAUGGAAUCUGGUUGUGAGGAGGUAACACUGGAAGCAGAAGUCACAAACAAGGGCGCCCUAGCACUAUAUGGGCGCCUAGGGUUCAUUCGAGCUAAGAGGUUGUAUAGAUACUACUUGAAUGGUGUCGAUGCUUUCCGCCUGAAGCUACUCUUCCCCCGCCCCGACCCUGCGCUGCUUUCUGCAAACAAAGAUGGAAGGCAUAAACAACACGCCGAGAACUCGGCGGAAUCCUCUCCAAUUUACAUUUGAUUGAAGGUAAUUUAAAAUUCGACCCUUUUGGUCCUCGUGUUUCACAGCGAAGUUAUGAUUUGGAUGCUUGCAAUUUGUAUCUAUAGAAGUCUUAAAGUGAAUGAUUCCCUAAUUUAGCAUUGAUCCCACAUUCAGGUUAAAAGGGCUGUGGUGGAUGGUCGUUUUGAUUGUUCUAUGUUUAGUUAAUUUUGGUGUGUAUAAUUGUCUUGUGACAGUGUACAUUUUUUCUGCAGUGCAGCGAACAACUGUUUUUUCUGUUUUUUUUUGAAAGGAAAAGAUUAUGUAUUUA
Messenger RNA from Ananas comosus (pineapple), 1047 nucleotides. RefSeq names its product N-alpha-acetyltransferase MAK3-like. The coding region runs from base 204 to 758 and encodes 184 amino acids. The transcript has 4 exons. Lineage: Eukaryota; Viridiplantae; Streptophyta; Magnoliopsida; Poales; Bromeliaceae. Gene Ontology annotation, cellular component: NatC complex. Gene Ontology annotation, molecular function: protein-N-terminal amino-acid acetyltransferase activity. Gene Ontology annotation, biological process: N-terminal peptidyl-methionine acetylation. The record is from RefSeq and is a predicted model, not a curated record.